UAGACGCGCUCCGAUGAGCGGCUCGAUCCUCGACGAGGAAAAUCGACGGUUCACUUCCGAAGCGUGUUCCGCGUCGGCCGUGCGCGAUAACGUCGAUCGACAGAGGUAACCCACGUGAAUUCGCGAUGGCAGAGCGCGUUUAAGAUCGCCGUUGAUCCUCGAAGGGGUGACAACACGCGAGCGUUUACGCGCGCACGAAAGAGAUCCGAUUGAUUGAAAUUAUACUUAUACGCCGUCUUAUCUCACAAUGAUCGCUCCGAUUGUUAGUUUGAUCAAAUAGAAAAAACGAAGCUUGAAUUCGCGCGUGUUUAGGAUCGCAUAUCGCGAGAAGAAGAGAAAAGGGACGGCGAGGAGGAGCAAGGUGUCUUGCCACCUUGCCAUUUCUUGUCUACGGUUUAAACGCCGACAGGAUGAUCGGACCGUCGUCGGGGGCGGCUGGUGAAGUCACCGAAAGUCGCGCAUCCUCCAAACGGAAGGUCUUCGACGAUCUAGACAUCGACAGCCCUAAACGAAAGAUCUUCGAUGAGUUGGACAUCGACAGUUUCUGCGAGGAGAUCCGCCAGACGAAUCGCAAGCGUUAUCUUCAGGAACUCGAGACGCCGGAGGAAUUAGUGGCUACGUCGAACGAAAUGAUCAGCGACGCGGCAGCCCUCUUCUCACCGAUGUCCGCUCAGGGGAUUGUCGAUGAAUCGCAGGUGGCGCAUCUUGAGGUGUUACUGGUGGAUGGCACCAACUGCACCUGGACGACCAUGUCGGAACUGGAACAGCAGCAAAAUCUGGAC
This is a messenger RNA of Formica exsecta, 782 nucleotides long. RefSeq lists its product as uncharacterized. The transcript has 2 exons. The record is from RefSeq and is a predicted model, not a curated record. NCBI's taxonomy places the organism in Eukaryota, Metazoa, Arthropoda, Insecta, Hymenoptera, Formicidae. The annotation marks the transcript as partial.